UAUUAUCGAAAUAUUGAUGCAAUUGACAUCAAUUUCAAUCAAUGGUGUAUGGGCAAAUACACGUACAAAUCUUCCGCCUAGAUUUAAAUCCGAUAACAAUGAUUUUGAUACACAAUCAGAAAUUGUUGUACGUGUUAAAGAAGGUGCUUCCUCAUUGAAUAAAGAAAUUUAUCAUCUUUAUGGUGAAGAUCCUGAUAAUGAUCCAUUGACAUUUGGUGUUCUUGGAACACUUGGUAAAGAUCUCUUACGUAUUGAAUCAAUAUCGAAAAAUGAAGCCAAAGUUUAUCUUAAAAAAGAGCUUGAUCGUGAAAUACAAGAUUCCUAUACACUUGUAUUGACAAUGACUGAUGGUAAACUAGGCAAAGGAAAUUAUAUAACAAAAUCAUUGCUAUUAAUUGUUGAAGAUAUCAAUGAUAAUGCUCCAAUAUUUCGGCCAUUUAGAACGGCUGUUCUAGUCAAAGAAAAUGCAAAGCCUGGAACUUUGAUCGAAACAUUUGAAGCAUUCGAUUCUGAUGAAGGCCGAUUCGGUCAAGUUUUUUAUCAACUUGGUGAUGAAAUUCAUGAUACUAAUUCUUUAGGAUCAAAUAUGUUUUCCAUUCAAACAGUCGAUGGAAAAGGUAUUUUACGUUUGUCCGGUCAAUUGGAUUAUGAACGUAAAUCAAUAUAUCAGCUUAGAAUAUUAGCUAUUGAUCGUGCUAUGGAAGAUUCUAGAAAAACAUCAACUGCUGCUAUCGUUAUUCAAGUGGAAGAUGUUGAUGAUCAACCACCAAUAUUCACAUCGAUUCCAUCGGUCACAAGGCUAUCUGAAGAUACACCAAUAGGUGGCCAUGUUUUACAGGUGACCGCUAUCGAUGGUGAUAAAGGUGUAAAUAAUCCUAUUACAUAUAGAAUUAUCAAAGGUGGUAAUGGUCUAUUUUCGAUUAAUUCAAACACCGGUGUGGUGAGCGUUGCUGGAAAAUUAGACCGUGAAGCGUCGGUUACUGAUUCCAGUGCGGAAGAAAUUAAUUCAUCAGCAAAUCUGUUAUCAGCUUCGUAUAUUUUAGAAAUCGAAGCCACUGAAGUUACACAUGCUGUCUUUCCACCACCAUCAGUAACAACUGAAGUCACAAUUAUUUUGACCGAUGUUAAUGAUGAAAUACCACGGUUCCGGUUUAAAUCAUAUGCUGCUGAAAUUAUUGAGAAUUCUCCACCUGACAUGCCCGUAACGUUUACUCGACGUAAUGCUAAAAACAAUCGAAUGGAUACGAAUGAUUCAAAUAUGAAUCUGUUGCUAGCUCCACAAGUCUAUGAUUUGGAUCAAGGUAACAAUGGAACUUUCACUUUACAUUUAGAAUUGGAUGAUAAUCAAUCGUUGGACAAAGAAUUACGAGCACAACUAGUCGAUACGUUCUACGUAACUCCAAUGCAAAGUACAAACGAUGCUACAUUGAGUGUUCGGGUUAAAAAUUCAGCCGCAUUAGAUUAUGAAAAACUUAAACAAAUCAAAUUACGAAUGAUUGCCAAAGAAAAGGCCCCAUCGGUUGGUCAUAGUUUACGAUUCAAUAGCGCCGAAUUAAUAAUUACAAUCAAAGAUGCCAAUGAUAAUGCGCCACAAUUCAGUCAUGAAAUCUAUUAUGGUUCAGUUUCAGAAGUUCCUAUGCCUGGAACAACUGUGGCUCAAGUUUCAGCUACCGAUAUUGAUGAUGGAUUAUUCGGUACUGAUGGCAUUCGAUAUACAUCUUUAAGAGGUGAUAUUGCAGCUGCACUUUCAUUAAAUUCAAUCACAGGCUUAAUAACAGUAAAAAAUGACACUGAUAAAAAUUCCAGAAAUUCAGUCUAUUUUGAUCGUGAACAACAUGCACAACAUUUCCUUAUUGUAGAAGCAAGAGAUGCAGCCGGUUUCGGUAAUAAAAACACUGUUCAACUAGUCAUCAACAUUACCGAUGUGAAUGAUCAGGUGCCAAGAUUUUUACAGAGUUCAUACACAGGACGAAUAUAUGAGAAUCAAAAACGAUUUGAACAAGAUUUGAUUUUAAGUGCCGUCGAUGAUGAUGCACCAAAUACGGCCAAUUCCCGUAUACUUUAUACUAUUGUUAAUAAUUCCUCUCCAUUUGCAUCAUAUUUUAAUAUUGAUCCAAACUCUGGAAAGAUAACCGUUGCUAAACCAUUAGAUUUUGAAAUGAUACCAGGUCAGAUAGCUGAUUCGCGAAAUAUAUCAUUUAAAGUUCGUGUUCAUGAUCAUGGGAUUCCACCGUUGAGCAAUCAAGUUCCUGUUAAUAUUCUAGUAUUUGAUCAAAAUGAUAAUGCGCCAGUAUUUUCAAAAUCUCUAUACACGAAAUCAAUACCGGAAGAUGUACGUGAUGGUUCGAUGGUCGUACAAGUCAGUGCCACUGAUGCUGAUCAUUCACCAGCUAAUUCUCGUGUUUAUUAUCGUCUACUAUCUGGUGGUGCUGAUAAAUUCGUCAUCGAUAGCAACACGGGAAUAAUUUCAGUUGCAAAAGGAGCAUCAUUAGAUCCCGAUAAAUCAUUAUCUAUCGGCAGUUCCAAAAUGUCCAAAAAAUUGUGGUAUCUCCUUAAAGUGAUGGCUAUAGAUUCUAGUUUCGGUACCGACGAACAAUUAUCCAGUAUUGCUACUGUCAAUGUAUCCAUCAUCGAUGUAAACAAUAAAGCUCCCGAAUUUCCAAACAAUUUACCUGAAGUUUAUGUUGCUGAAGAUGCUAAAAUUAAUCAAUUUGUUACUCAAAUUAGUGCAUUCGAUUUAGAUGAUAAACCUGUGUUACGGUAUUCAUUGGAUUAUUCACGCUCGGAAGCUCGUAAUGAUUUUGGUGUGGCCGUUGAUCGUGCAUUAUUUGCCGAAUCAUUUUCUAUCGGUCCGAUAGAUGGUGUAGUGAGAGUUGCUAAAUCACUUGAUAGAGAAUUGUGGUCAAUAUUGAAGCUACAGGUUGUGGUUGAAGAUAUUGCCGCGAUUACGAAAGGCCAGAAAGCUCGUACAACAUUCACCAUUCACAUUACUGAUAUUAAUGAUAAUCCACCACGUUUUGUUCAACGAUUAUAUCGUGCAAUUGUUCCGGAAAAUUCUAUACCAGGAACAUCGGUAAUAACAGUAACAGCUGAAGAUCGUGAUUUGAACAAAUCGCUAACGUACUCAUUAGAAAGUGAAGAAUUUGAUGUAUUAAGAUUAUUGAGAAUCAAUUCUACAACAGGUGAGAUUUCCGUUCUAGGACGUAUCGAUCGUGAGAUAUAUAAUUGGCUAAAUCUUACUGUUCGUGCUAUCGAUCAUGGUGAUCCUCCACUUUCGGGCACAGCCGAAAUCGCUAUACAAGUUCUUGAUGAAAAUGACAACAAUCCAGUCUUUGAUGAUGAAAAUUUACAUAAAGUUACCAUACCGGAAGAUGCGCCAAUUGGAUCAUUAGUUGUACAAAUAAAAGCAUCUGAUGCUGAUAUUGGUGCGUUUGGAAAGUUAACUUAUUUACUUGAUUCUAGUUCUUCGUUGGGCAAAUUCAAAAUUGAUCGUGAAACGGGUUCGAUUAUUGUUGCCGAUAAUCUUGAUCGUGAACAAAUUCCAUUUUAUAAGCUUUUGGUUCAAGCAUGGGAUAAUUAUGAUUAUGGUUUCAGUACUGGUGAAAGUCGUAAAGCAUUCAAAACAUUGACAAUCGUUCUGAGUGAUGUGAAUGAUAAAACGCCUACAAUUGUAUUUCCAUCACCUGAAUCUGAAUGCACUUUUAUUAGUGAAUUUCAUAGUCCAAACGAUCCAGUUCUCACCAUUCAAGCUCAUGAUGCUGAUGAUCCAUCUUUGCCGAAUGGUCAAAUUUCAUUUACCAUAGUGAAUGGUAAUGAUGAUCAAUUGUUUGAAUUUGCACCAAGUGAAAAUGCCAACAGUGUUGUAGUGAAAACUCGAAGUUCAUUGCGUGGUCGUGUUGGAAAUUUCACACUUUUCAUUCAGGUGAGUGAUGGUGGUUUACCGUCACGUUCAUCAACAUCACCUGUCAAAAUUUGUGUAACCGAUGUCAACGAUCACAAUCCAAUCUUCGUAAAACCUCCAUCUAAUAUGACGAUUCGAAUACCAGAAAAUGCAACCAUCGGAACUCGUGUUGUCGAUGUUCUUGCAUUAGAUUCAGAUCAUGGAUUGAAUGCUGAAGUUAGAUAUCGCUUACGAGAAUUAGCCAAUGGUCAAUGGCGUUCGUUUCAAAUCGAUCCAAUUACUGGUGUAAUAACUUUGUCUAAAGAAUUGGAUCGUGAAACAACUAGAGUUCAUGAACUUCGUGUGCAAGCUUAUGAUCUCGGAACGCCAACUUCAUUGUCUACAGAUUUAGAUAUUACUGUACUUGUGACUAAUGUUGAUGAUUUCGAACCAGAAUUUACACAAGAUGUAUUUCAAGUUGUAUUCACUGAAAAUCUUGCGCCUGGAAGCGAACGUUAUAAACUUUUACCCACUAUUGAUAAAGAUGAUUAUGAUUUUAGCGAUCCGAACACUGCUUUCAAAUCAAUACCAUGUUAUUUCAUUGUUGGUGGUGAUGCAUUAAGCAAAGAUAAUGAAGAAUUAUUCAAAUUGGAUACUUUCACACAUGAGUUGUCAGCAACUAAACCGUUGGAUCGUGAACAAAAAUCUAAUUAUACUUUAAUUGUACAAGCAACCAAUGAUUGUUUUCGUGUGCCACAUCGUGUUGAACGAUUCGAUCCUAAAGAUAAUUCAAUGUUACAAGUAUUAAUUGGUAUCAAAGAUGUUAAUGAUAAUCCACCUAAAUUUAUUAAAAAGAUUUUUUCCGGUGGAAUAACCACCGAUACUGAUUAUGGAACAAUAUUUAUGUCAGUCAAAGCAAUUGAUCCGGAUGUUGGUGCACAUAGUCACGUUAGCUAUUACAUUGUUUCCGAUGUACGAAAAUCAUUUUACGAAGGACUUGAAAAUGUUCCAUUAAAACCAUUUGAAAUCAAUCAACGAACUGGUGAAAUAAGUCUGAAAUUUGAUCCACAAAAAGGAAUGAAAGGUUAUUUUGAAUUUGAAGUAAAAGCCAAUGACACGGAUGGCCUGUACGACAUUGCCAAAGUUUUUAUUUAUUUACUUCGAGGUGAUCAACGCGUUAAAUUUAUACUUCGAUUGACACCACAAGAAUUGAGAGAAAAAUUGGAUAAGUUUCAAGAUGUUUUGGCUAAUAUUACUGGUGCAUUAGUGAAUGUGGAUAGUUAUCGUUUUCAUGAGGCCGACGAUGGAACUGUUGAUCAGAAAAAGACUGAUCUGUAUUUACAUUUCGUCAAUCGAGAUGAUAAUAGCAUAAUGGAUGUAGACAAUGUUCUUAUGUUGAUUGAUAAAAAUAUUGACUAUUUAGAUGAUCUAUACAAAGAAUUCAACGUAUUAAUUAGCGAACCAACUUCAAUGGCCGAACCAUUCAUGGAAUGGGAAGAUCAGUUAAAAGCUGGUCUUGCUGGUACUUCUGCAUUUUUAUUCUUAUUACUUAUUCUGGUCAUUUCUUUAUGUUUAAAUCAAAAAAGCCGAUAUGAACGUCAAUUAAAAGCAGCCACUGUUCCAAUAUUUGGCCAUGAACCACAAUUAACACGAAGUAAUGUUCCAAACACUAAUCAACAUGCAACCGAAGGUUCGAAUCCGAUGUGGAUGACAGGUUAUGAUAAUCAAUGGUAUAAAGAUGAAGAACGUUUAAGUAGCGAAUCAAGUAGCAGUAGUAGUAGCAGUAAUUCAUUGGAUGAAAACGCAUUGACCAAUGUAGCUAUUGAAGAUGAACAUUUAAAUUUUUCUUCAUUGGAUACAUUAGAUCAAGGUGAUGUUACACAUGAACAUAUUGCGGUUCGCAGUGAAUCAUCGGGUAAUAGUUCUUCUUCAACGACAAAUGAUCGAUCGGUGUUAUGUCGAAUCAGUAAUACAUUAUCGAAAGCUACACCAGGUGUUGUUUCAAAUAAUCGUACGACCACCGUAACGGGAAAUUUCGGUACCGUAGGUCGUCGUCAUCAAGUGAUAACCACACAAAUAGCUCCUGCCAAUCCACCAGCCCCACCGAAAAAACCUAUGGCACCAAAACCACCAGCCCCACCAAAUAUUGUAGUCAUCAGUGCUACGGCAGCGAAUAAAAAUGAUCCACGAAAUAGUCAUUAUGUCCCAUCAUCAAAUGUUUCGACAGUUAAUGGGAAAUCACCUUGUAUUAAUAAUAUUUAUAUAGAAACAUUUUCAAAUCAUCAUAAAAAUAGUAAUGGUAAUGCAAUACCAGUUAAUAAUGGUAACAAAAAUAUAUCAUCUACACACGGCCAUUAUCAUCAUUAUCAUCAUCAUCAUCCACAAACAUCAACCACACAGCCACAUCAUUACUUUGGAAUGACCAAAGGUCAAGAUGUUCCUAACGGUCAUGCAUAUUUACCUGACUCUCAAUUGAUGAAUCUGGAGACAACUGAACUAUGAUAAAUCCAUAUUUCUUAUCAGAUUUUUUUUCUCUCCCGGAUCAGAUUGAGAUUUGUUUGAAAAUUGGACAAUAUUUUGUCAUCAUUUGUGCCAUUUU
Messenger RNA from Dermatophagoides pteronyssinus (European house dust mite), 6479 nucleotides. RefSeq names its product cadherin 88C (gene Cad88C). Gene Ontology annotation, molecular function: calcium ion binding. Lineage: Eukaryota; Metazoa; Arthropoda; Arachnida; Sarcoptiformes; Pyroglyphidae. Gene Ontology annotation, cellular component: plasma membrane. The record is from RefSeq and is a predicted model, not a curated record. Gene Ontology annotation, biological process: homophilic cell-cell adhesion.